CCGCCUUCUUUAUGGCCGAUGUUGAUGUGUGGAAAAUGGUGAUUUACUCGUUUCAACGGGGUUUCAUUAUCGUUAUUUUACUGGCUGGCGUGUUAUUUUUCUGCUUCGGACGGACGGCCUCUACUAUGCUUCAGAUUCUUGGCCUAGAAAUUACGAAAUUCAUUUCAAGUGAUGAUGACCAGCAAUCUUUUGAAAACAUCGAUGCUGUCAUAGCUAAAUGGAAUCGCCAAUAUUUCAUGGCCAUUGAUUUUGUCCAUCAGUUUAACCGCUGCUUUGGUUGUUUGUUACUCGUCCUGAUUGCACCGAUUUUCAUUCGAGUAAUCAGCACUUCAUUCUUUCUGAUGAUUGAAUUAAAAGACGGCCAGUGGACGGCGGCCGUUACUCUGAAUUUGAUUGUAUUGCUCGUUCAUUUUGUGGCUUUCAUAUUUGCUGCAAAUAUUCCACACAGAAUUCGUCAAGAGGCUAUUGAAUUAACCAAGAAGCUGCGCAGAUUUCAACUUAAAGAUUUUACCCAUCAGAAUCAGUGUUCGGUCAGAACUUUAAAAUUUAAAACUAAACUAUAA
Messenger RNA from Daphnia pulicaria, 563 nucleotides. RefSeq lists its product as uncharacterized. The record is from RefSeq and is a predicted model, not a curated record. Gene Ontology annotation, biological process: sensory perception of taste. Lineage: Eukaryota; Metazoa; Arthropoda; Branchiopoda; Diplostraca; Daphniidae. The transcript is spliced from 3 exons. The coding region runs from base 12 to 563 and encodes 183 amino acids. Gene Ontology annotation, cellular component: membrane.